AUGGGGAUCUCUCAUCAGACCAAAAAACCCUUAUCAGGAAGGCCUGGAAGCUGCAAAGCCACGACCCACACGCCUCGACGCGGUCACGUGACACAGGGCCGCUCCACGCCUGUGCGGACGGUGCAUAUUCGGCCGCUGCCCACUCGAAGCGCACCCUCAUGCAAACAGCACGCUCAGACCGCGCAGACACGCAAGGUGCACACACAUCUGACGCAGACGCGCAGGGCGAGCUCACAGUCUGCGCACUGCUGCCCGACGCAGCCGUAUGAGCAGUACACAGCACACAGCGAUCACUCAGGCUGCACCUUCUACUGCUAUUUCUGCUACUGCUGUUACUGCUGCUGCCUCACGUUGCUCUCUUUCUCUCUCCUCCUCCUCUUGUCUCCACCUUCCUACGCUCCUCCCUCGGCCUCCUUCUCCACUUUGUCCUCGAAUACCACCCUUCCUCCUUCCUCCUCCUCCUCUUCCUCCUCCUCCUCUCCCUCACGAUCAUCAACUUCCUGUUUGGAUGAACUUUCCUGUAUCUAUCCUGAUGUCAACCUGACUUCUUCUGACGUGUCUCUUUACUGCCCUGUGCCACCUUGUGUCAUCUCUGAUGAUUCUUUCCCUCUCCUCUACGUCUCAUCUCCUGACCUCACCACUUCUGACCCGCUCACUUCCUCUUGCCACGGCUCCUCUUCUUCAUCUGCUGUGUCCUCUUCUUCCUCUUCUGACUCCUUCUCCCCUCCCCAUCAUCCUGUCCUCUGCCGGCCGUGGCCUUCUUCGCGCUCUCUUUCCUCCCUGCUCCUCUGCCCUCCCAGCUUUGUUGAUCCAGUCUUAUCCUAUGCAUCCACUUUGGAGCACAUCCCCGCUGGGCCGGCCCGGCCUCGGACGCUGCUGCGCCAGCAGAGUCUCCAGCAGCCCCUCAUCCACCCACCAGGCCCUGGUCUCGGCCACCCCCCGACAACAUCCCAAAGUUUGGGACAAUUACACACUGCACCUGGACAGCCUGGGGGAGGCGGGGGUGCUGGGAAAGGAGAGGGAGGUGGCAGCAGUGGUGAGGGUGGGGGUGCAGGUUCACGAGGUGGUCCCCGGGGUGCACGGGGCAGCCCAGUUGGAGCAGGUGCCUCUCGCUAUAGGGGAGGUGGAACAGGAGGGCGCUCACGUGCCAGUCCUGGCAGCUGGGAUUACAUGAUGGACCAGAUCCGGAAUCGGGGCCUGGACGUCAAGUCCUUCCUUGAAGGGAAGAUGGUGGUCCUGGCUUUGGCCAUUGGUGUGGCCGAGCAAGAUGACUUUGCCAAUAUCCCUGACCUGCAGGAAACAGCGCAGGCAGCACCACCAUCCAAUCAGGAGCCCCCUCCUGAGAAGAGGGGCAACAAGCCAGCUAACAGCCCCAAAGGCCAACCCCCUGAUGCUGACGGCCACUCCUCCGUGACUGACCUGGCCAACUCUCUCACUGGAGACAUGGUGAUGCUGUCCCCAGGUUCAGAGGAUGAUGACGGUGAAGGGCCUAUCAGUGAGAAGCUGGGUCGGAUCCAGUUCAGCAUAGGCUACAGCUUUCAGAACACAACCCUCACCGUCAAAGUUCUCAGGGGCCAGGAACUCCCGGCAAAGGACUUCUCUGGUACCUCGGACCCCUUCGUCAAAAUCUACCUGCUGCCCGACAAGAAACACAAACUGGAGACCAAGGUCAAGAGGAAGAACCUCAAUCCCCACUGGAAUGAAACCUUCCUGUUUGAGGGCUUCCCUUACGAGAAGGUGAGGGAGCGCACACUUUACCUUCAGGUGUUGGACUUCGACCGUUUCAGCAGGAAUGACCCGAUUGGAGAGGUGUCAAUCCCCCUUAACAAGGUGGAACUGGGUCAGAUAAAAACCUUCUGGAAGGAGCUCAAGCCUUGCAGUGAUGGCAGUGGGAGACGAGGAGACCUGCUGGUGUCUCUCUGUUAUAAUCCCACUGCCAACAUCAUCACUGUGAACAUCAUCAAAGCGCGUCAUCUCAAAGCCAUGGAUAUCGGGGGCACCUCAGAUCCCUACGUGAAGGUGUGGCUGAUGCACAAGGACAAGCGUGUAGAGAAGAAGAAGACAGUGACGAUCAAGCGCUGUCUGAACCCCGUCUUCAAUGAGUCCUUCCCCUUUGACGUGCCCGCCCAUGUGCUGAGGGAGACCACCAUCAUCAUCACCGUCAUGGACAAAGACAGGCUCAGCCGCAACGACGUUAUCGGCAAGAUCUACCUAUCGUGGAAGAGCGGACCAGCGGAAGUGAAGCACUGGAAAGACAUGCUUGCUCGGCCGCGUACUAACGUCGCCCAGUGGCACGCUCUCAAGGCCUGA
Molecule: messenger RNA, 2310 nt
Organism: Scomber scombrus (Atlantic mackerel)
Lineage: Eukaryota; Metazoa; Chordata; Actinopteri; Scombriformes; Scombridae
Gene: syt7a
Product: synaptotagmin VIIa
Exons: 8
Coding region: 1-2310 (769 amino acids)
Biological process (GO): calcium-ion regulated exocytosis; regulation of dopamine secretion; regulation of calcium ion-dependent exocytosis
Cellular component (GO): membrane; synapse; axon
Molecular function (GO): clathrin binding; SNARE binding; calcium-dependent phospholipid binding
Source: RefSeq, a predicted model, not a curated record